CCUGACUAUAAUUUUAUAUAUGUUUAUCACUGAAUUAUGUAUUUAACACAUUUUUGGCGGUUAAAAGAAAAAAAGCGAGAUAGAGCAAAAAUGAUUAUUGAACUUAAGUUUUCUCUGUAUCUCGACUCUAACUUAAAAUUAUUUCAAAAUAUUAUUUUGAAAUGAAAAUAACAUAGUUUUAAUUUAUGGAUAACUAUUUGUAAUUGUUAAUGAAUCUUAUUUGUUAUUAAUGUUUGACAUUUUUAUAAAUUUUGAAUAAUGAGUAAUUGAUUUCAUGAAACUAUUUGAUUUAUAAUUAUCUUAAAAAUUAUGGGAAUUCAAGGUUUGAUACCAUUUCUUGAAAAAUCUUCAAAACCUAUUAAUAUUUCCGAUUAUUCAGGAUGCACCGUUGCAGUUGAUGCCUAUUGUUGGCUACAUAAGGGUGUUUUUAUUUGUGCUGAUAAAUUAGCACGAGGAGAAGAUAAUCUUGCGUAUGUUAAUUAUUGUAUGAGAUAUGUAACUAUGCUGCUAUCUAAAAACAUUAAACCUAUACUAGUGUUUGAUGGACAACACUUGCCUGCAAAAGCUGAAACAGAAUCCAAAAGAAGAAUGUUAAGAGACCAAAAUAAAAAAAAAGCUGCUGAAUUAUUGCGCUUAGAUAGAGGAAAAGAAGCAAUAUCAUUAUUGAAGCGCAGUGUUGAUGUAACUCAUAAAAUGGCUCUCAAUUUAAUUAAACAGUGUAGAGAAAUAAAUGUUGAUUGCAUAGUAGCACCAUAUGAAGCAGAUCCACAAUUAGCUUAUUUAAAUAUAAGUGGUAUUGCUCAUUUAGUAAUAACAGAAGAUUCUGAUCUUUUGUUAUUUGGCUGUAAAAAAGUAUUAUUUAAAAUGGAUCAAAAUGGUGGAGGUUUAUUAAUUGAACAAGACAAACUUUACCUUUCAAUGAACAUCCGUCCUGAUCAAUUUACCAUGGACAAAUUCCGUUACAUGUGCAUAUUAUCAGGUUGUGAUUACUUACCAUCUAUAAGUGGAGUUGGUUUAAGUAAAGCUCGUCAAUUUAUUACUAGAAUUAGUGAACCUGAUAUUUAUAAAGCUCUUAUUAAACUUGGCCCAUUUUUAAACAUUAAAGUUCCUUUAGAAUAUCGGGAUCAAUUCUUAGAUGCUAAUUGUAUGUUUCUUUAUCAACCAAUUUAUGAUCCUUUAUCUCGUAAAAUAAAACCAUUAAAUGAAAUUCCGGACUCACAAAAAAGUGUAUUAUCUAGUAAAUUAACUAAUUCUGAAGCCUUUCAACUUGCAAUUGGAAAUGUUGAUCCAAUUUCAUUACAUGUCAUGGAUGAUUGGAAUCCUGAUGUCAAACAAAACUUCAAAAAGUCUUCUUUAUUAUCUCGUCAUAAAAGUAUUUGGUCACAAGAUUUUCAGUCAACUGAAUUAAACUUUGGGUCAUCAAGUUCAACAUCUCUUAAUAAUUUAUGUUCAAUUCCUACUAGAGCCAAAAUAUCAGCAUCUAGUCCAACAUCCAAAACUUUUCAAAAAUUUUCUAACACCAGUUCCAUUUUAACUAAAAAAAUUCCAGUAAAUGAAAGUGAUAUCUUAAACACCUUGGAGGAAAUUUAUGAAACUGAAAAAACUGAAAUAAAUCCCGUUUUAAAGAUAAAAAAAAGUCCUAUUAUGAAGAGUGAACGUAACAAUGAACAUUUUCUUAUAAAUAUAAAUACAAAGUUAAACUCUAAAAAUAAAGAAUAUGAACCUGAAGUCUUAACUGGCUUAAAGAAAUUAGCAAAGAGAAAAUAUACUGUUUUAAAUACAGAAAAAGAAGUUGUUAGUGGGUAUUUUUCAUCUCAAGGUUCAACUAAAACCCAAAAUUAUAUUAAUCCAUUUAAAUGUCGUAAAAUUGAUGAAUCUAUUAUAAAAAUUUCCUCAAAUUCUGAAGAAACAAAUAGUUUAUGUUUAAAAUCCUCUGUUGAUGAAUAUGAAUCAAAAUGUGACAAUCAUAUUAUUGUUAAUAAUAUUGAAAAAAGUCCUUAUGAUGAUAUUUCACAGGCUGGUACAAAUUCCAUUAAAAGUGAUAAAAUUAACAAUUUCAAUCAAUCAAACAUUAAAGAAAUUGAAAAUUUAAUUUUUGAUUUUAAACCUUCUUUAAAUAGUACUCAAUCAAUUAUCAAGUCUCCUCAGUUUGCUGAUAAUGAUGUAGAUGAAGGCUUUUGUAGUCAAACUGCUAAAGUGUCUUUUGAAAUGAAGCCAAAAAUAUAUUCCACGCCAAAAAAUGUCAAACAAUCGUAUCCUAGGCAAGGGCUUUCCAAAAAUUCCAUAAAAACUGGUCAAACUUUGCUUUCUAAAUUUGGAUUUAAAACUGCUGAUCAAUUGAAACCUUAAUAAAUAAAAUGACUUACUAAUUUUUCAAGACUGACUUAGAUUUACCACCUCCAAAUGGUAAUUGAUGAAUUUGAUCAAUUAUUUUCCAAUAUUUUUUGUUAAAAUAAUUUUAGUUUUACUUGAUAUUUAUAAUUUAAUUAUGUACAAAAAUAUAUUACAUUGAUUUUUUUUUAAUUUA
This is a messenger RNA of Daktulosphaira vitifoliae (grape phylloxera), 2527 nucleotides long. RefSeq names its product exonuclease 1 (gene tos). The coding region runs from base 310 to 2349 and encodes 679 amino acids. Gene Ontology annotation, molecular function: DNA binding; 5'-flap endonuclease activity; metal ion binding. NCBI's taxonomy places the organism in Eukaryota, Metazoa, Arthropoda, Insecta, Hemiptera, Phylloxeridae. The transcript has 10 exons. The record is from RefSeq and is a predicted model, not a curated record.